AUGUCACAAGACAAGAAGCAAGAUCCAGUCUUCACCUUCAUUAAGGAUUCCUUGAUCGGAGGUACUGCCGGUGGUGUCUCAAAGACCAUCGUAGCUCCAAUUGAACGUGUCAAGCUUUUGCUCCAAGUUCAAGCUGCCUCCACCCAAAUUGCCGCCGACAAGCAAUACAAGGGUAUCAUCGAUUGUUUCGCUAGAGUUUCCAAGGAACAAGGUGUCAUGUCACUCUGGAGAGGUAAUCUUGCCAACGUCAUCAGAUAUUUCCCAACUCAAGCUUUGAACUUUGCCUUCAAGGAUAAAUAUAAGAAGUUUUUCGUCCGUUGGUCUCCAAAGCAAGAUCCAUUCAAGUUCUUUGUUGGUAACUUGUUCUCUGGUGGUGCUGCUGGUGCUACUUCCUUGCUCUUUGUCUACCCAUUGGACUUUGCCCGUACCCGUUUAGCUGCUGAUAUCGGUACUGGUGCCAACCGUCAAUUCACUGGUUUGGGUAACUGUAUCUCUUCCAUCUACAAGCGUGAUGGUUUGAUCGGUUUGUACCGUGGUUUCGGUGUCUCUGUCGGAGGUAUCUUUGUCUACCGUGCUGCCUUCUUCGGUGGUUACGAUUCAGCCAAGGGAUUGCUCCUCGACGAUCCAAAGAAGGCUACCUUCUGGCAAAACUGGGCUAUCGCUCAAGUUGUUACCACUGCUGCUGGUGUCAUCUCUUAUCCAUUCGAUACUGUCCGUAGACGUAUGAUGAUGCAAGCCGGUCGUGCUGAUAUCCUUUACUCAAGCACCUGGGACUGCUGGAAGAAGAUUGCCUCCAAGGAAGGACCAUCUGCAUUCUUCAAGGGUGCUCUCUCCAAUGCCAUCAGAGGUUCAGGAGGAGCCUUGGUACUUGUCUUCUACGACGAAAUUCAAAAGAUGCUCGGUUUCGAAGGUGGUGUUGGUUCAGAAUAA
Molecule: messenger RNA, 930 nt
Organism: Heterostelium album PN500
Lineage: Eukaryota; Evosea; Eumycetozoa; Acytosteliales; Acytosteliaceae
Gene: ancA
Product: ADP/ATP translocase
Exons: 3
Coding region: 1-930 (309 amino acids)
Biological process (GO): mitochondrial ADP transmembrane transport; mitochondrial ATP transmembrane transport
Cellular component (GO): mitochondrial inner membrane
Molecular function (GO): ATP:ADP antiporter activity
Source: RefSeq, a predicted model, not a curated record